Trypanosoma cruzi is the source of this 1203-nucleotide messenger RNA. RefSeq names its product protein phosphatase 1 catalitic subunit, putative. The transcript has a single exon. Gene Ontology annotation, cellular component: nucleus; cytoplasm. Gene Ontology annotation, molecular function: protein serine/threonine phosphatase activity. The record is from RefSeq and is a predicted model, not a curated record. Lineage: Eukaryota; Euglenozoa; Kinetoplastea; Trypanosomatida; Trypanosomatidae. Bases 1 to 1203 code for a protein of 400 amino acids.
AUGAGAAGAAGUCGACAAAAAAAUGAGCCGGAUCAAAAACCUGACCUUACACGGUGCUCAUUAAGCACACUGCCUACAGAAACUCUCUCGUUAAAUGAAAAGCAUGAUGUGCUCUACCGUCUACUCGAACUCCUACCUGAGAAGUAUAUGUCUACAAGUCCUCAUGAGCAACGACUUCCUGAAGCUCUUAUUGUUCGUGUCCUCCGUGAGGCUUAUCCUAUUAUUGCAAGUGAUCCAAUUGUCGUGUAUGUUGAAUCUCCCGUUUGCGUAUGUGGUGAUUUGCAUGGGCAGUACUAUGAUCUUUUGAAUAUUUUUAGCCGAAGACCGCCUUUAGGAGGAGGGGUUUUGGGGUUGAGUAAUCACGCUUUACCGGUUCAACGACAUAAAAGAAGUCGAAUUUAUAGCGAAGACUCUUCAGUUUCGCAUCAAGAUGAGUUCAAAGCAUCCGAUGCCCCAUACGAUAAAUAUCUUUUUUUGGGUGACUAUGUUGACCGUGGUAGUCGUUCAAUCGAAGUUGUGAUUACAUUGCUGGCACUGAAGAUUAUAGAGCCGUCGAAAAUAACUUUACUGCGUGGAAAUCACGAAGAUGAGCAAAUAAUGCUUCUGUACGGAUUUUUUGACGAAUGUAAAAGACGGUAUGGGGUAAAACUGUUUCGUAUAUUUACAGAUCUAUUUCGUGUUUUGCCGGUUGCUGCUGUCGUUAAUGGCACUAUUUUUUGUAUGCAUGGGGGCCUGUCUCCAGAGCUAAAGCGUGUGAACGAAGUGCCAGACAUGCGUCCAUGUAAUGUCCCACAUAGUGGGAUCAUUUGCGAUUUGCUGUGGGCAGACCCAGAGGCCGAACUUUCGCCAAACGUUGAUUGGGCACCAAGCACACGCCGAAUAUCUUUUGUGUUUUCCGCCAAAGCACUUGAGAAGUUUCUUAAAGAAAACGAUUUGGAUAUGGUUUGCCGGGCGCACCAAGUGGUGGAGGAAGGCUUCCAAUUUUUUCCUAGCAACACCAAGCGUCAUCUACUCACAAUAUUUUCAGCCACAAACUAUUGUAAUGAAUUUGGAAACCGUGGUGGGGUGUUGUGCGUAGACAAGGAAGGCGUAUGUAGCCUUUUGAUAUUGGAACCCCCAAAUUUCCAUCAGCAGCGGAUGAUUAUGAUGAAGCGUGAAGCAUUACCAAACAACCAACAGAAUCCAUGGGAUAUGGGUGGAUAA